This is a messenger RNA of Oryzias melastigma (Indian medaka), 2070 nucleotides long. RefSeq lists its product as uncharacterized. The record is from RefSeq and is a predicted model, not a curated record. The coding region runs from base 47 to 1591 and encodes 514 amino acids. The transcript is spliced from 6 exons. NCBI's taxonomy places the organism in Eukaryota, Metazoa, Chordata, Actinopteri, Beloniformes, Adrianichthyidae.
UGCUUCCGUUUAACGGAAGGACGGAAGCAUGCCGCCCGCGUGAGUCAUGUCGGAACCGGAACCACCGGAACCGCGCGCCGUCGCAGCGCAGAGCUCCAACUUCUCGGAGCUGUGGAGGGACGUGUGCACGCUAUCGCACUUGCAGAGUCCUCGGCGCCGAGGGGCAGACACCAGACACUUCCUGGCCUUCAACAGCGGAGACUCUCCCGGAGAUGUGGAAAUGUCACAAGACAUCUUCUGGGACUGCACCUCCCCCCCUCCAGCGGGGUCGGGACACAGAAACGGCAGAGGAGUGGAAAUAUCCGACAUCGUCAGCCGUAUUGCCCCAAAGAAGUCCAAAGGGAAAGAGUCACCUCUGCUGCAGUGGAUCGACGACGGCGCCCUCUCGCACACGCCGGAGAUCCCAAAAACAAGAGCCAGGAAGAAGUCUGCUCGUCGCAGCAGCGUGGAGAACCUGCUGAAGCUGGCCAGACAGUUUGAUGAAAACAUGCAGAGAGACGGCGAGGCUUUGGAUGAAGACGGCCUCCACCAGGCGGCGAACACCACCGACAGGGAUCUGAAGAAGGAUCAGACGGAGGCGGAGCUUCAGGCCCUCUUUGACUGCUCCACUCAGGCGGUCAGCGGGCGGCUGAGUGAGGUUUUUUCCCAAGACGCCAAAGAGCAUCCCGCCGGGUCAGCUGACAGCGGUACUGUACGGCAGACGGGGGCAGACGACCACUGGGACGACUUUGAGGAUGACUGGGAGAACGAUGAUCUCCUCAACGACUCGCUUGUCCUAAAACUGACCGAGGAUCCGAAGGAGCCGCUGGGUUUGCCGCCGGCGUCCACAGGCAGCAGAAGAAGCUGCGGCGCUCUGGAAGAAGCUUGUCUGAAACCUAAAGCCACCACGCGAAGCACUUUCCGCCUGGCACCUAAUCCUCACUUCCAACCCAAAGAGGUUUCAGGUUCUGGUUUCACUGCCGUGCGGCCCAAACUGCAGCCUUCCACUGUAGACAGAACCUCCUCUCUGCAACCCGGCCAAACCAGAUCCUCCAAGGAGCCAGACAAGCAGAUUUCUGACAGUUCAUGGGGCGAUGAGGACGAUGCGCUGCUCUGCCAGGCCUGUGAUUCCAUGGAAAUGAUCUCCAACCGGUAUCAGCACCAGGACAUCCCACCAGAGGGACUGCAGGGGACCCAGCGGCACCCCCCGGUUCACGCGGCCGCCGCUAAAGCUAGGCGACCGGGAGCUUUCGCUCGCUCCAACUCCCUACCGGAGAGCAGCGGUCAGACCAUCAGCUUCCAGGGAUGGGACCUCCCCACCGGAGGCGGAGCCAAUCCGAGGCCGUGUCAAAGCGCCACGCUCAGUCUGGGACAGUUCAACCAGAGUAGGAGCUCCUCCACCGCUCUCCAGGCUGGACGGGCCGGAGCGCCCCCAAACUCGAAUCACGCCACGUUUAAGAGGAACAUGUCCGACUCUGCACUCAUGAGCAGCAAAGUUGUCGUGUCCAGCCUGAAGACGGCGAGAUGUUCUGCCGCCGACAUCGAGAGGAAGAAGCAGGAGGCUUUGACACGCAGGCGCCUGAGACUCCAGAGCGUCUCAAAACCCUCCUGAUGGUGGCGCUGUGUCUUUCACUCUAAAUCCCUCCUGAUUGGAAGAUGAUCAUCGUACAAUCCUGAAAUUCCUCUGAGAGUUCUCUGGGUUUCCUAUUCCAUUAUCCUGAUAUCUGAAACUGUAAACAUGUGGGUCAUUUCUGACCCAUAAUCCUUUGCUGUAGGUCAGCACUUCUGCUCUGCGUAUUGACACAAGGACUGCCAUGAAAACAGUUUUACGUCUUCAUGAACUCGUGCUGCUCAGUCAAGCCUAUGAGCACAGGGAAACGGCGUCCGGGCCGUCAAUCAUUUUGAAGGUUUUUAUUUGUGUUGAUCAAAACAAAAAAAUGUGACAAUUUUUGAAAAACAGAAUCAAACCUGUUUGCCACGAGGACGUGGUCGGCUCCAGAUCUCUCUGUCACUGUUCUGAUUUGAUCUGAGAACAUUCACCGGACCGAUUCUACGCUCUGCCUGGAAACAAAUAAAAUAUUUACGAGCUCG